AUGCCACGCAAGCAGUCUGGGGAGGCAGAGGGCCCAGCCAAGGGCAAAGCAGAGGAAGGAGAGCAGCCCCCCAAGGAAGAAGGCGAGCCCAAGGGCAGCAAAAGUCCUGGCUCUGAAUCGCGACGAAGCUCCCAGUCUGGCCACGGGCGCAAGCACAGUAAAAAGCAUCAAGCCGACCCCCAUGCAGCUGCCAUCAAGGCCUACUCGCCUUUCCUCAACACUGUCUUUGGCAAGGAGAGGGAGCUUUCCCCAGUGGAGCUGGAUGAAUUGCUAGAUGCCUUCAAGGAGUUUGACACUGACCAAGACGGCUACAUCAGUUACAAGGACCUGGGAGAGUGCAUGCGGACCAUGGGCUACAUGCCCACCGAGAUGGAACUGAUUGAGAUCUCCCAACACAUCAAAAUGCGCAUGGGUGGGCGUGUAGACUUUGAGGACUUUGUGGAGAUGAUGGGUCCAAAGCUGCGUGAGGAGACAGCUCACAUGGUGGGCGUGAGAGAGCUGAAAAUCGCUUUCCGUGAGUUUGACACAGACGGGGACGGGGCGAUUAGCCAGGCAGAGCUUCGCCAGGCUGUGAACGUCCUCCUAGGGGAGGAACUCAAGGCCCAUGAAGUGGAUGAGAUCCUGCAUGACGUUGAUCUCAAUGGGGAUGGCAGCGUGGACUUCGAUGAAUUUGUGAUGAUGCUGUCAUCCAGGUAA
This is a messenger RNA of Elgaria multicarinata webbii, 696 nucleotides long. RefSeq names its product calcium binding protein 4 (gene CABP4). Bases 1 to 696 code for a protein of 231 amino acids. The record is from RefSeq and is a predicted model, not a curated record. Gene Ontology annotation, biological process: visual perception; regulation of voltage-gated calcium channel activity. NCBI's taxonomy places the organism in Eukaryota, Metazoa, Chordata, Lepidosauria, Squamata, Anguidae. Gene Ontology annotation, molecular function: calcium channel regulator activity; calcium ion binding. Gene Ontology annotation, cellular component: cytoplasm. The transcript has 6 exons.